CUCUAUUGGAUGAUCGCCUUGAGUUCUAAGUCCUCGAUAGACUCCCGAAUGAAACCUGGGAAUCAAGAAACUACAAGAAAGCUACAUUCAUCGCAACACAACUAUCGAUACACUUGGCCAUUCUACAAACAAUUGCUCACUUUUCGAUAAGAUUGAUAACAACGGUCUUCCACUCGGGAGCACAAGCCUCUUCCCAAUCAUCAGGUGGCGUACCAUGCAAAAGCGGACUACACCUCACGUCAAAAUGAUCUCAAGUCGCAUUAGAGGAGGACUUACGGCCGCUUCCACGGAUCAGCUUUCUGCAACUUCUGCAUACCCAGGAUACCCAGAUUGAGUCCCUCCGGCGACGUUUGAAACUCCAUGGCAAGCUGGACCACGAUCACCCUCGGUGUGACGCCGGCCCGUUCCGAACCCGGGACGAGCGAGCUCCAGCACAAGAAGUGCGCCAUGCGAGCCAAUGACGUCGGGUCACGCGUCUCGAAUGCGUGGUCUCUGCACUUGCGGAAUGCGACGGAGAAGGACGGAGUGUGGGCGAACGAAAUCCCUUCGAAAUCGAAUUUCUCUGGCGACAGGAUGAAAUAGUCUGCACACGGUGUGCUGGUGCACAGCUCGAUCUGAUUGGCGAGGAUGUCAGACGGUGCGACGUUGGAAGACUUGAGUAUGGCCGAGAGACUGCUGCUGGCUGACGACGCCAUCUCAAAGUCCAUCGCCUUCCCGCAGAUGGCUUUGUGUCUCAACGACCAAUCUUCCUUCUGACACUCUCUGCCGUAUUGUCAAACAGGUGACAGAAAUCGGAGAAGCUCGGCGAACCGGGAGCAAUAUGAAACCUGACGCUUGAGCUUGACCCAGCAUUGGCUGCACCGCAGGAACUUGAUGGCGGGGGUGCCUUUGGUGUUAAGCUCUGCGACCCUCGCCGGACAGCCGGUUCGUGAACACGUCAAUUGACGGUGGCUGAGACGUUCCUUUUUACCAGCGUCUUCCUCGCUCAUGAUCUCGUUAGCAAGUUUCAGCCCAUACAUCCGUUUGUAAAUCUCCUUUUCUUCAGGUGUCUUGCUCGCCCGACGCUUCUGCAGCUCGCGACUGUCCUUGAGCACAACAAGAUCUUUGAUCUCGUUGCCAUGGAACGAAUCGAGGGUAUAAGUCAACACUUGACCUUCGAUAAGCAUCAGCUCCAGCCCGGACAAAGAUUGAGGAUGAGGGUGCGCACAUAUGAGCCUCGUACGCAAUAGCACGACCUGUGCAAGUGCGAGCUUCUCCUCAUUCGUCGCAUGUGCAUCAGCUUUCCGCUUCGCCUCAAAUCGAUCCCAGUCCGGGUUCGCGAUCCGCUUUGGUUCUGUGGAGGUCAUCGUCCCAUCCAGCAUGAUCGCCGAUUGCAGCAGAUCGAUGAAGGCGCGCCCAAGCAAUCGGAGGCGCGUUAGGCGCAGCUCGACACCACACGAUGUGCGGGCAGAAUUCAGCCCAUCCGAGUUCCCACAGGACUUGACGAAGGCCAACAUGAGGUGCUUCCUGCGCUCGGCGGGGCUCGCUUCCAGCCAGCGCCGCUCGAAGUCGUCGUUCGCCAGAUGCUGCACGGCUUUGAUGGCGAGCAUGCGUUGCGCAGAGAGCGUCAGCGACUUCAUCUCGUCGAGAUGGAACAUCAUGUCCUGCACCGCGUCCUCCGCGUCCAUCCGGAUGUUGUGCAGCAUCGACCCGUAGACGAAGUACGGGGCUCUGGCUGGCGCGAGUUGCGGCAGGCGCAGGACUUUCUCCCAGCCGUCGUUCCAGUCUUCGGCAUUCUCGAUCGCACGGUGGGGUGGGGGGAAGUGGAUCAUGGACUGCAUCGUGGGUGAAGAACGGGAAGAAGGCUGGGGGGAUGGGCCAAGGUGGGCGGUCG
Molecule: messenger RNA, 1873 nt
Organism: Mycena citricolor
Lineage: Eukaryota; Fungi; Basidiomycota; Agaricomycetes; Agaricales; Mycenaceae
Source: the annotation of a GenBank genome assembly